CCUGCUGUAGAGUUAACACGGUUUGACACCCCUUUAACUUCCCAUUGGCUCGAUGCCAUGAAAUCCUGGGAGAUGUAGUUUUACAAAGGUGACUUUACUCGGGAAACUUAACUAGCACACCCUCAAGAGGGUUUGAAAUAACUACUGUAAUAAACACGAGUACAAUUAUUGUUAAUUGGUCUGAUAAUAAUUGUAAUAAUUAUGUUUUACAAUAAUUAUAUAAUAAUUAUAACAAAGACCACAAACAGCAGCACAGUGAAAUAAAGCAGGGAAUCAUAUUAUAAUUAGUCAUUAAGGGCCACAAAUAACAGCACAGUGAAAUAAAGCAGGAAAUAAUAUUAUUAAUGGAGCUCCCAGUGGUGCAACAGGUUAAACCGCUGAGCUGCUGAACUUGCUGGCCGAAAAGUCAGCGGUUUGAAUCCGGGGAGCAGAGUGAGCUCCCACUAUUAGCCCCAGCUUCUGCCAACCUAGCAGUUCGAAAACAUGCAAAUCGCAGAAGGGCCAAAGAAGAAAAGGGGGUUGCGGCAAGUGGAGGGAGAACCCAGGCAUUCAGUUUGACCUUCCUCACUUGAGUCCACUUCCACUGCUGUGAAGAGGGACAGCAAAGCUGGUACCAGUUCAAGGAGCCUAUUUUUAAAGGGGUUUACAAGAUUUCAACAGUGUAUGCUACGCACAAUAUACUAUCAACAAUUUGCAUCAGUAGGGCAUCAUUCACUUUUGAAGAUAAGGAAAUAAUCGCUACCUUCAACUCCAGGAUGCAAAAGAAAUAUUACAAGGGGAGUUCCUGCAAACGGGAGUCUGUAGCACUUACUGCUGUUGCAUUACAAGAUCACAUUUUACAUAAUCUUCAGCUCCAGAAUCUUUCAUUAGUAGAUCCUUUAAGGUUAAGUAAAAAGCAUGCAUACAGACCUGUGAACAAAGAGACAGUCAGAGCAAUAGUAGAUACUGGAGUGAAGAAGAAAACAAGCAGUCUCCAUCCAAAGAAUGAAGAUCCAGAAAAGGAAUAUGUCCUUGAUCCAUGUCCACCACCUCUCACUUUAGCUCAGAAAUUUGGACUGGUGGAUCUUCCUGCCAAACCAUUAACCAUGGAGGAAUGGGAGCAAGUGAAACAGCGAUCUAUAAAACAGGGAGAUUCUGUUCAGCCUUGUGCCAUAUGCAGAGAAGAAUUUGCACUUCAGCCACAGGUUUUGCUUUCAUGUUCUCAUGUAUUUCACAGAGCAUGUCUGAAAGCUUUUGAAAGAUUCACAGGUAAGAAGACCUGUCCAAUGUGUAGAAAAAUCCAGUAUCAGACUCGAGUAAUUCAUGAUGGAGCACGUCUAUUUAAAAUAAAGUGUGCAACAAGAAUUCAAGCUUUCUGGAGAGGAUACGUUGUUAGAAAAUGGUAUAAAACUCUGAGAAAAACAGUGCCACCAAAAGAUGCCAAGUUAAGAAAAAAGUUCUUUGAGGAAAAGUUUACAGAGAUCUGCCAAAGAAUAUUGAAUUCCUAUGAUACCCACAUAGAUGAAUUCUUCUCAGAGAUUGAUUCUGAUGUAGCCACAAGCCAGAAUGUGUUUCAGCAACUUGACAACACAUUUGGUCCACUUGUAAGUGAAGUUGAAUGGGAAAAGAUACAGAUGCAGGCUUUUCGCCAAGACAUUGUUGACUGCCCGAUUUGCAUUAUGCCACUGGGGCACCCUUAUCUUCAGGAUGAAAUCUCCCAAGACAGUGGCCCAUCAUAUUUCCGUCAGACUGUUCUGCUUUCCUGUUCUCAUAUUUUUCAUUGUACUUGUCUUCAAGCAUUUGAAGAGUUUUCCUUGGGGGAAAGACCUAUAUGUCCUUUAUGCCGUUCCUGUUAUCAAAAGAAAAUUAUCAGCUAAUAUUUUAAUAUAAACUACCAUAUUCGUAGUUCUUAAAAAUAUUAAAUUUUCAUCCAAUGUC
Anolis carolinensis (green anole) is the source of this 1917-nucleotide messenger RNA. It is a transcript of the gene rnf32, whose product is annotated as ring finger protein 32. Bases 756 to 1856 code for a protein of 366 amino acids. The transcript is spliced from 10 exons. NCBI's taxonomy places the organism in Eukaryota, Metazoa, Chordata, Lepidosauria, Squamata, Anolidae. Gene Ontology annotation, molecular function: protein binding. The record is from RefSeq and is a predicted model, not a curated record.